Messenger RNA from Micromonas commoda, 4070 nucleotides. RefSeq lists its product with no specific name. The coding region runs from base 1 to 3945 and encodes 1314 amino acids. The record is from RefSeq and is a predicted model, not a curated record. NCBI's taxonomy places the organism in Eukaryota, Viridiplantae, Chlorophyta, Mamiellophyceae, Mamiellales, Mamiellaceae. The transcript has 6 exons. Gene Ontology annotation, molecular function: pyridoxal phosphate binding; oxidoreductase activity; transaminase activity.
AUGCUCGCGUCGACCUCGACCCCCCGCCGCGCGACCGCUCCGCGCGGGUUCGGGUUUCCGGACGUGACGUCGCGUAACCGCGCGUUCUCAACCUUUGGGACGCGUCGCCCUCGCCUCGCGAGCGCCAGGACCUUCCGCGUCGCCGCCAAAUCGUCGAGACCCAGCCUCCGCGGCGCAGCGAACGGGGCCGAGAACGAAAGCUCCGGGACCCUCGACGCCGAGAAUGGGUACUGGCGCGUCGAGGCCGCGAGCGUCCAGCGCGCGCGCGGCACCCUGCGGAGGAUAUCCGAGUUCGCCGGCGAGCGCACGACCGACGGCAUAGGCGACGCGCACCUCGCGGCCGCGCUCGCCCGUGACCACGACCUCAUCCGCGCCAUCGACGACGCCGGAGCCCUCCACGACCGCCUCAUCCACUCGCAGGGGCUCUGCGGCGGAAGGUGCUACGCCACUCUCCUCGCGCUGGACGAGGAUUCCCUCCGCGCGAGACUCACCAAGGACGUGCUCAACUUUUACCCCGAGGAUGGCACGCAACCCUUCGUGCCCCUCGCCGCGCGCGGUCCCUGGAUCGUCACCGCGCACGGCGCCGUGGUGUACGACGCCGGCGGCUACGGCAUGACCGGCUUCGGGCACUCGCCCGACGACUUACUCGACGCCGUGGGUCGGCCCGAGGUGAUGGCCAACGUCAUGACUGGGUCAUUCGCGCAGGCGGAUCUCACGCACGCGCUGCGCCGCGAGAUUGGACGCAACUGGCGAGGCGCCAAUAGGGGCCGAAUGAUGGUGACGAACGAGAAGGACGCCGAGGACGACGACGCCGCGUGGACGAACCAGCUGGAACACCCGUACGCAUCCUUCGCGUGCCUCAACAGCGGCAGCGAAGCCGUGACGCUGGCGCUUCGAGUCACCGACGUUCGCGCGAGGACGGAGAUCGACGUCAAGGGCAAGACGCCGGUGUUCAUCGCCCUGAAGGGGUCGUUCCACGGCCGGACGAACAGGGCGGGGACGGUGUCGCACGCGACGCACGGCCUCUACGCCGAGGAGCUCGCGUCGUUUCGUCCCGGGAAUUGGAGGGAACCUUCCAAGUCCAAGGGCGCCUUCGACGUCGACGACUUUUUCCGCGCCGAGACCCAAACCUCCAAAGACGAGUUCACUGCCGAAGAUGCCGACGACGAGUGCGACUCCGACUUUGCUCACCCCUUCUACGACAGCUGGAAGGACUGCUGGCAGCACAAGCGCCGUAAGGACGACGUCGAGGCGCUUCGAGGCGCCGGUCGGGACGCGAACCAACGCGAGGGCUUCGAUACCGACGAGUCGUUCCAACCGCCCCCGUGCCUCUUCGUCGAACCCAACGACGUCCAAACGCUCGUGAACACCUUCGACGCGUGCGACCGCGCGGGGCUGUUCGUGGAGGCGAUGAUCCUCGAGCCGUGCAUGGGGGAGGGAGACCCGGGGCGGAUGAUCACGAGGGAGUUUUACGACGAGGCGCGGCGGCUCACGAAGGCGCGCGGGACGUUCCUGGUGGUGGACUCCGUGCAAGCCGGGCUUCGCGCCACCGGCGACCUGUCGCUGGUGGACUGGCCGCGGUUCGCCAGCUGCGAACCGCCCGACUUUGAGGUCUUCUCCAAGGCUCUGAACGGCGGGCAGUUCCCGCUCUCCGUCGUCGCCUUCUCCGAACGAGCGCGAGACGCGUACAAGACGGGAAUCUACGGCAACACGAUGACGUUUAACCCCCGAGCCGCGAGGGUGGGAACCGCGGCGCUUCGAGCCAUGACGCCCGCGCGCCGCGCCAACGUGGUCGAGCGCGGGAAAGAGCUGCUGUCGGCGCUGGAAGACCUCGUGCGCAGGUACCCGUCCCACCUGGACCGCGCCGCCGGGUCCGGUCUCCUCGCCGCGGUGCACUGCGCGCCGUCCGUGCGCGUGACGGGCGACGGCGGCCUCGAGGAGCGGUGCCGCCGCGCGGGGCUCAACGCCGUGCACGGGGGCGAAAACGCGCUUCGUUUCACGCCGUGGUUCGACAUGUCCACCGAAGAGGUUCGCCUCCUCGCGAACGUCGUCGAGGAAGCCCUGCUGGGUUGGAUGCGCGAUAACGGGGAGGGGAACGACGGGGUUGACGUCGCGAAACCGCGAGAUUCCUUCUCCACGGCGGCGUACGCGAGCGCGUACGGUUUCGGUUCCACGAAAACCCCGAAGGAGGCUCGGUUCGCCAAGUUUGACAAAGCCAAGUUUGACCCGCCGGAUAUCGAGCUCAAGGCGAAAAACUACGACGGCACGCUCCGCGACUCCGCGAAGACGCGCGUCGCGCGACGCGUCAUCGACGCGGCGGUGGGCAAGUACCUCGCGAGGAACCCCAAGGUGAGGGCGGUCGCGUCGUCGGUGCGAGCGGCGGCGGCGGCGUCGUCCUCCUCCGAAGGGGUUAAGUUCACCGGUACCUACGCCCCGAGCGACGGCGACUGCGAAGGUCUCCCGCUCGACCACGUCGCGUUUCGCACGUUCGCACUGCCGAACAUGGGCAUCGACGCCGUCGCCGGGCUCUUCACGUCCCUCGGGUACGUCGAGGCGAGCGAUCCGGGAAAGCUCGGCGACGGGCCGAUGCGAUUUCCCGAGAAGAAGGUUAGCGCCAGGUGGUUCCGGCCCCCCGACGCGACGCCGCCGCUGCCCAGAAUUUUCAUCUCCGAGCUGGACGUCUCCGACCUGUCCAACGCCGCGAGGGCGACGAUCGAGGCGUACGUCGGCGGCACGGGCGACGGCGAGCACGGCAUGCUCUUCAGCACGCAGUCCGCGUCCGCGGCGCUUCCGUACGACACCAGGCGAGGCGCGCGGAAGAAGGAGAAGAAGAAGAGCAAGGUUCGGUACCCCGGCGCCUUUGCCGAUCCGGACUUUCACAAGGACACGUUCGAGUGCGUCCUGGACCUCAUCGAGGACGUCUACGCCACGGCGGGAGACCACGCGGCGGGAGUGGCGUCGCACAUGUGCUGCGACGGCUGGGACACCCCGUGGGACGUGCGGGGCAUCGCCAAAGCCGACUUUGACCUCUUGACGAACGAAUCCGAAUACGCCGCGUGGACGCUCGUGAACGGGUACGCCGUGAACCACGUCGCCAUCGCCGCGCACAGGCUCCCGCUCGAGUCCGGCAUCGGCGACCUCCGUUCCCUCAACGCGUUCCUCCAGGGCGACGUCCCCGCCGCCAGGCUCGUCCCAGUCACUCCGCCCGGUGACUCACCGGGCCCCGGUGACUCACCGGCGGUGAGCGACUCGGAGGAUGACGCGGAGAAGGCCGUGAUCCGCCGGGAAAUCGGCGGCUACGGCGAGAUACCCGAGGAGCGGUGCUUCAGCGAACGAUGGGAAAAGUUCGGCGAGGACGGGCUCUACAGGUUCAUCGUCGACCCGGUGGCCUGCCCGACGAGUGGCGGCCCGCCCAACGAGUGGAACGACUUCGAGGACGAGGACGAUCAAACGGUGGAUCAAACCGAGCCCGGCUCCGGGGUGGACGCCUUCACCCGCGUAUCCCCCGACGGCGGCUUGCUCCAGUCGUCAAUCUCCGCCGACGUGCGUUUGGUGAAACUGUUCGACGAGCGCGUGGGUUCGCUCGUGGAGUGCGCCGUGCCCGGGGGGUACCUCGAGAUUGUCCAGAGGCGUCCACUCGAUCCGAACGCGAUUUCGGCCAACGUCCCGGCGCAGAGCCUCGGGGACUCGGCGCUUCGAGACGGGUUCCACGAGGGCAACGCGAACGGAAUCUUCGAGUCGACGUUUCGCGCAAACACGCACCCGCGGGCCAAAGGGGCUGCCGACGCGGGUAAAGGAGGAGGUGGCGAGGUUGGUAAAGGGGCUAAGAGCUCCGCGGUGUCGUGGUCCCUGCGCAGGGUGAGGAGCGCGGAAAAAGAGAGGGACACGUUCUUCGUCGACGCGGAUUGCGACCCGAGCGACGAGGAGUGCCACUACGCGUUCUGAGAACCGACGUGGGUGCCGACUUUCACUCUUCCCUGACCAUGAACCGACGCGUCAACGCGUCGCCUGCUGUUUUGACGAUGUCUGCAUCACGUAUGAUAAUGACAAUCUACACCCUACGAUGAACC